AUGAGUUUGAGCGGUACCAAUGGUAGAGUUCCAUACGACGAGGAGGUGGGGUUUUUACCAACCUUAAAAGAUAGUCCUGAUACGAAUGAAAAUGAAGCAGGACAAAAAGACACCUAUCGUUUACUUACAAGAGAAGACUUGAUGCAGCUAGACAGCAAAGAGCCGUUGUGGUUACGUCUUAGAUGGGGUCUAUUUAUAUUGUUUUGGAUUGUUUGGAUUGGACUCCUCUUAGCGGCAAUCUUAAUAAUAGUGUUCACUCCCAAGUGUCCUCCAAGACCUGUUCUGCCUUUCUGGAGAUCAAGUACUGGGUAUUGGGUCAACCCAUUUGCUUACGCGGAUUCUACCGGUGACAAAAUCGGAGAUCUACGAGGCUUGGUCGAAAGACUCGGAUAUAUCAAAAGUACUAUAGGUGCGGGAUUCAUUGUCCUCAGUUCUAUUUUCUCCGGUCAGUUUACUAAUGACCAGAAAACAUUGGGUCUUGUGGACGAUUUCUAUACUAUUGAUCCUGCAGCUGGUACUAUGGAAGAUUUUAAGUAUUUUGUGAGGUCAUGCCACAAAAAUGGUAUUCAUGUGGUCUUGACCAUGGACUUUAAUUCUGUCUCUGCGAAACAUUCAUGGACUGAUUCAACGUCUAUGCUCGAACCAUAUCCGAGUGGUGGACGGAUUUCCCGUUUAGGUGGCGAUGCAAGAACCGUUAUACAAGGCACCGGAUAUUACUCUGUUUUUGGUUCACAGUUUGUUGAUCUUAAUCUGAGAGAGUCAGUUACAUUAGAUCGUGUUUCUGAUGUGGCAAAGUUUUGGCUCAAUGAGGGCAUAGAUGGCAUUCUUUUAGACAAUGUUGCUUUCUAUGUUGAAAACAGUGCAGAACCCACCACCCCGAUUACAAAAGAGUUGGGUUCAAAAUGGUUUGCUGAAUAUCCGACAUCACAAAUUUACCUGAAUGAAUCAGUGGAGGUUGUUCGCAGAAUUAGAAAGGUUGUCGAUGAAAUGUCGGAGUCCAGUGGGAAACCAAAGUUAUUGGCAGUUGAUGCUGGUAAUACAGGAUAUGGUAUUAGUGAGAAGGAAGACCCUUCCAUGCAGUAUCUCGGGACGAAAGAUUCGCCAGCAGCACAUGUAGUUGUAAGCCGUCAGUUUGUUAAGCAGCGUGGUUGGAAAGCAUCUCCAACUAAUCCUCUCGUGAUAAACAACAAUAUUUUGACGUAUGAUAUGCUAAGUGUGGAUGACAGAGAUUCCAUGGCUUUGGCAGCUGCUUCAACUACUGACCCUAGACAGUCUGAUCUAGUUGCUUUGGCUUCUACGUUUCUGCUUCCAGGCACUUGUCUACUGUAUUAUGGUUCGGAGUUAAAUGAGGAGACGAGAAACACCAAAUUCACUGUCGAUUUUUACCCGUUUGAUGAGAAGACUGUGUUCACUGGCUCUAACGAAACUGAUGUACUUUUAUCUCAAUUAGCCAUGCCUUGGGAUCAAUCUGGAGUUGGUUUUUCGGCGAUGCUAUCAAAUGUUACUUCUUUUACAGAAUAUUUGAAAGCCUUUAAAUUUAAUGAAACAGUCGAGUCCGCAACAUCAAGUGGUCGUGGGAUUACUUCUCUCUCACUUGUUCAAGAUCUUGUAGCGAUCCGUAAAAAUGAAAGCUUGCUUGGGGAGGUUUCAGGAUGUUGCAACCCAGUCGCAUUACAGAAGAGUUGA
This is a messenger RNA of Schistosoma mattheei, 1686 nucleotides long. Lineage: Eukaryota; Metazoa; Platyhelminthes; Trematoda; Strigeidida; Schistosomatidae. The record is from the annotation of a GenBank genome assembly.